UAUUGAAGAGAGUAAUGAAAAUGCAAUGCACUACGAAAAUUCUUAUAUGAAAUUCAAAAUCAGCCGAUUAUUGCUCAGGGAUAAUGUCAGUUGCCAUGCUAACUUAACAUUCGGCUGGUAUGUGAACUGUUAAAAGGACGUUGUUGGCUAACAGUUGUCAGGACGCGGCAGUUAUGAAUGAAACAUGCAGCAAUUAAAGUGGUUGCUACUAGCAACCAUAACGUAAACAACAAUGCGAUAAAGUUGGAGUAAAAGAACAGCAACUUGUCGGCGAGUUCAGUGUACUUUACACCGCGACGAUGGAAACAAUCAACGAAGGCAACAGCAACAACAGCUACAAUUACAGUUUGGCUUGUGAGUAUUGGCAAUUAUGAAUAAAUGAUGCAGCUAAUUGGCCUUAUGCUUUCAUAUUUGCAUGCGAAUAGUGACGCCGCAACGGUCCAAUUUGGUGCUGCAAAUGCUGCUGCAGAUCAAUGGCCAUGUCUCCAUCGUGUGGGCUUGCAGCUAUCUGCUGCACAUGAUCGUCUGUGUGGAUGUGCUGUGGAACUACAAGGGAUUGGCCAUGCUGGUGGCCUUUGUGCUGGCCACGGGUGCCGAAUCGUUGCGUCUCUAUGCCGGCUACUCGAUCAAUCUCUGCACCGGCGUCACAACGAUGUGGCUCCUAUUGACACUGACGCCUUGCGUGCUGUUGCCCACGUUGCUCUAUUUGCGCCUGGUUGCUGUUUGCGCCGUCACCUGGCUGCAAAUGCUCUCGAAUCUGCAGUUUCUGUUGAUCACGCUCGAAGCUCUGGUGGCCAUCAUUCAUCAUGCUUUGUCCUCGGCCGCCGCCAGCGAAGUGGAGGGGAAGAGGAGUGGGAAGGGAAAGGAAACCGAAUUGAAAACAGAAACAGAGACAACGUUGCAGUGA
Messenger RNA from Drosophila sulfurigaster albostrigata, 907 nucleotides. RefSeq names its product transmembrane protein 17B. The coding region runs from base 416 to 907 and encodes 163 amino acids. The transcript is spliced from 2 exons. Lineage: Eukaryota; Metazoa; Arthropoda; Insecta; Diptera; Drosophilidae. The record is from RefSeq and is a predicted model, not a curated record.